Messenger RNA from Naegleria fowleri, 2424 nucleotides. RefSeq lists its product as uncharacterized. Lineage: Eukaryota; Heterolobosea; Eutetramitea; Acrasida; Naegleriidae. The record is from RefSeq and is a predicted model, not a curated record. The transcript has 3 exons. Bases 1 to 2424 code for a protein of 807 amino acids.
AUGGGAAACAAAACUUCUGGUCAGCAUCAUCUUCGCUUUCCAUCCUCUCUUCACUCUGAAGACGACCAUGUUCUUGAAAAGUUCAAAAAGCUCAACACUCAAGAUCCUUCGUAUGAGAAUACAGCCCAACAACAACUGCAGGAUGUCAACGUAUCCUUUUCAAAACCGAAACGAACGAAUUUCCAUCGAGAACGACCCUUUGAUCCCAACUCGGUUGAAUAUAAAUUAUUGGAGAGUAUCAUUCAGACCCUUCCCGAAUAUCAAGAAUUGAAGGAUCGUCCCAGCGAUCAAUUGGAAUACAUGCAAAAGAAGAUACUCCUCAUACAGACCAUUCAUAAUCAUGUGGUAGGAAGUGAAGCCGUUUUCAGAACACCCUUCGCCAACAAUCGUUACUUGCCCAUCACUUAUUGUGAUUACAUUGCGUCUGGAAAACCUUUAAAGUUCAUCGAGGACUAUAUCUUUGAAGAGGUCUUACCUACCUACGCUAAUACUCAUACCACGACGAGUUUCACUGGUUAUCAAACGACACAUUUCCGUGAGGAUGCACGACAAAUCGUCGCUCAGUGUGUGGGAGCUCACGUUGUAUCGAGCAUGCAUAUCACUUCCUCAGAGGAUGAACAAGCCAUCAAGUGUGAAUGUGCAGCGUCUUGUCCACCUCAUGAGGAUGUAGCCUCUUCUUCACAGCACCAACUUCCAUCAGAAGACCUUGAUGUAGUUUUAUUUGAAGGAAGUGGAAGUACCUCUGCCAUUGCCACACUUGUACACUGUAUUGGAAUAAGGGAAAAAGUGUUGAAAGCUCAGAAUGAGGACGAGUUGCCCGUAGUUUUCAUAUCUCCUUAUGAACAUCACUCGAAUAUUUUACCAUGGAGAGAGUCUGGUGCUUUAGUGAUUCAGAUUAUUGAGGAUAAAUAUGGAAAUGUUGAUCUGGGACAUUUGGAGUAUUGUUUGAAAAAGUUCUCCACCUCGAAUGCAACAACAAACGUUUCUCGUCAACGAAUGAUCAUUGGUUCAUUUAGUGCUGCAUCCAAUGUCACAGGAGUUAUUUCUGACUGUGAUUCCAUUUGCAAAUUAUGUCACGAAUAUGGUGCUGUGUGUUUCUUUGAUUUUGCAGCUUCUGCUCCCUAUGUUCCAAUUCAAAUGAAUCCUACGAAUGAUCCUCUCUACCACAAAGAUGCCAUUUUCAUUUCACCUCACAAAUUUAUUGGAGGACCUGGCACACCUGGAGUCUUGGUUGCAAAGAAGAAAUUAUUUCAAAACAAAAUUCCAAGUAGACCAGGAGGUGGUACUGUGUAUUUUGUCGACAUGACCAAUCACAGCUAUACCAAUGUGAUUGAGGAGAGAGAAGAGGGAGGAACUCCAGAUAUUGUAGGAUCCAUUCGAUGUGCUCUGGCAUUCAAAUUAAAAGAAGAAGUGGGACCCACUCUCAUUUCAAAAAUUGAGGAAAAUUACAGAGAUCGAGCCUUUACAUUUUUAUCCAACAAUCCAAAUUUGUACAUUUUGGGACCAAGUAAGCAGUGUAUAGAGGAAGGAGGGGUUCACAAACUUGCAUUCUUCUCAUUUCUUAUUCGACACGGUGAAUUAUUUUUGCAUCAUUCAUUUGUGAGUUUAUUACUGAAUGACUUGUUUGGAUUGCAAGUGAGAGGAGGAUGUGCCUGUGCUGGGCCUUAUGGUCAAGAAUUGUUAGGAAUUUCACACAAAGAAGCGACUGAACUUGAGACAGCUCUAUUAGAGUCUUACACGAGCAAUGUUUCUCUGGUUCAUUUGAAACCUGGAUGGACCCGAUUGAAUUUGAAUUAUUUCUUUGAUGACGGAACGGUUGACUUUGUUUUGAAAGCUGUCGAUUUUGUGGCCACUCAUGGCUGGAAGUUUUUACCCUAUUAUGUGUUUAAUGAAAAGACAAAUGAAUGGAUGCAUCGAAGAUUUGACGCUACUCAGCUUAACUUGACCUCUCAAAUUCAUGAGAAUUAUACAAGCUUUUUAGCUCAGCAUAGAAAGAAGCUAACUGAUGUGACCUUCAAGAAUGGACAUUUGGAGUUUGUUGAAACUUUUGGAAAAUUGCAUAACAUGGAACCCAAUACGAUUCAUACCUACUCGGCAAUUUUGGAUGAUGUAGAAUCUUUAUUGAAGGUGACUAUGGAAAUUGUCAAGGACAAACAUAACCAGACUUAUCUCAUUCUCGACUACGAUUCCGAAAUUGAAAAAUUAUUUGGUGACGAGAAAGUUCAUGGUUUCAAUAAGAAAUAUGGUCAUUUGCGGUGGUAUCUAUUGCCAAGUGAGGCCUUACUGGAUCUUAAAGGAAAACCAAGAAAAGAACAAGCUCUCAAGAUGGAGACUUUGGUGAAGCCGAAAAUAUAUCCUACCAGUGAUGAAUAUGUGUCGCAUCAAUUUAUUAAGGAACUCUUGUAUUUUUCAAAGAAGCAAUGA